AUGUCGACUACUGUCUUGAUUACUGGAGCUACCGGCUUGCUGGGCCGUCAGGUUUUCAAUACAUUCAAGCAUUCUGGCUGCUUUGUUGUCGGUCAAGGCUACUCUAGAGCUACCCCGCCCACGAUUCUCAGGGCGGAUCUGGAGAAACCGGAGGAUAUUAAGAAUUUGUUGGAUGAAGCAAAACCUCAGAUUGUUAUCCAUUGCGCUGCGAACCGAUUUCCGGAUCUGUGUGAUAAGAAUCCCGAGCAAGCUCGUCGGGUCAAUGUCGAUGCCACCCGUACCCUUGCAGAAGAGACCUCUUCUCGAAAAGCAUUGCUGGUCUACAUCUCAACCGAUUAUGUCUUCUCCGGAAAGGAGGGAGAGGCUCCUUACGAGGUCGACGCAGAGCCCUCCCCGACGAAUUACUACGGUCAGCUUAAGCGAGACGGCGAAAUCGCGGUUCUAGAAGCCACAAAGGAAACCGGUUUAGGGCUUAUUCUCCGUGUGCCACUGCUGUAUGGUACUGCUCAGAAUAACUCCGAGAGCGCCGUGAAUACUCUGAUCGAUGCUGUCUGGAAGGCUCAGGAUGAGAACGCGGGUGUGAAGAUGGACGACUGGGCGCAGCGCUACCCGACAAACACCGAGGAUGUAGCUCGUGUGUGCCGUGACGUCGUCGUCAAAUAUCUCAAAGCACGGUCACGGAUUCAUGAACUCCCCAAGAUUCUGCAUUUCUCGUCGGAAGAUCGGAUGACCAAGUACGAAAUCUGCGAGAAACUUGCGGAGGUACUUGGUCUUUCCCUGGUAGGGAUGAUCAGGAACAAGCAAGGAAAUGAUCCAAACGCAUCCGUACAGAGGCCUUAUGAUACUCAUCUCUCAACCAAGGUGCUAAAGGAUUUGGGCAUUGACGUUCAGACGACUGAUUUCGUCGCAUGGUGGCGGAAGCAUUUGGGGGCAUAUAAGAAAUGA
Molecule: messenger RNA, 945 nt
Organism: Aspergillus pseudoviridinutans
Lineage: Eukaryota; Fungi; Ascomycota; Eurotiomycetes; Eurotiales; Aspergillaceae
Product: dTDP-4-dehydrorhamnose reductase family protein
Exons: 4
Coding region: 1-945 (314 amino acids)
Biological process (GO): S-adenosylmethionine biosynthetic process
Cellular component (GO): methionine adenosyltransferase complex
Molecular function (GO): methionine adenosyltransferase regulator activity
Source: RefSeq, a predicted model, not a curated record